AUGUCUUCUACAGCAUCUUCAAGCGAUUCCGAUAAUAGUAGAAGACAACGCCAACCAGGUCCAAGACCCCCACCACUACCUCCUCCUCCUCCACCAUUUCAAGGGAACAAUAAGAAAUCAAAGAAGAAAAACAAAUACGUAGCACCUCAAGAUACGAUCGAUAAACUUUGGUCUCGAUUCUCUGUAUCCAAAUUCAGUAAAGCUACAAAAGUUUUACCAAAUGCAGCGCCUUUUGCGAGUGGAACAUCAGCAAAGACCGUUAUUGUUCCUCCACCUGGCCCGCAGAAUCAGCUUGUUUCCGAAGACUUUGAAAGAGCGGUUCAAGAAUGCAGAGCCAAAGUUAAGAAACUUGUUAAGGAAUGUAGGCGAGUGAAUAUGCGGUUUCGUGAUGCAAGCUUUGAUAUAGACUGGGACUUGAAAUGGGAGAAAGGGAAUUGUUUGAAUACACUUGAAGAAAUAAGAUUUGAAGUUUGCAAACGCGCUCUUAUCAAUCCUUCAUCUUCCGGGCCGAAGGCUGUCAAGAGAGUUCACGAAAUAUUUGAUAAGCCAACAUUCUUAGGAGAUAAGAUUUCUCCUUCGGAUGUCAGACAAGGAAGUCUCGGGGAUUGUUGGUUGAUGUCUAGUUUGACAGCUUUGGCAAAUACGAAAGACGGAAUUCAAAGAAUAUGUGUUGAAUGGGACACAAAAAUCGGGAUAUAUGGCUUUGUGUUUCAUCGUGAUGGUGAAUGGAUCAUAUCUAUUAUCGAUGACAAGCUCUAUCUGAAGUCGCCAGAUUGGGAUUCACCCUCAGUCCAUAGACAUUUACUCGAGCAAACCGACCGAGAGGACGUUGAAAAAGAAUAUCGAAAAACAUAUCAAACAGGGUCUCAGUCAUUAUUCUUUGCGCAUUGUAAAGAUCCAAAUCAAACAUGGCUUCCUCUUCUCGAAAAGGCUUAUGCUAAAGCACACGGGGAUUUCCUUUCAUUGAGUGGAGGAUGGAUAGGGGAGGGUCUUGAAGAUUUGACAGGAGGCGUAACCACGGAACUUCUUACUUCGGAUAUUCUUGAUACUGAUGAAUUUUGGCAUAACGAAAUUCUCAAUGUCAACAAAGAAUUUCUUUUUGGUUGUUCUACAGGGCUUCUCGAUUAUGGUUAUGGCAAUAGAGACGGAAUAUCUGAAGGUCAUGCAUACGUUAUCAUGGAGGCUAGAGAGUUAUCUACUGGCGAGCGUCUCCUCAAAUUAAGGAAUCCAUGGGGGAAAAUCAAAAAAGGUAAUUGGGAAGGUCCGUGGUCAGAUGGGAGUAAGGAAUUCACCCCUGAAGCUCAGAUAGAGCUCAACCAUAAAUUUGGAAAUGAUAGUGUCUUCUGGAUUUCAUAUCAGGAUUUACUACGCAAAUAUCAACAUUUUGAUCGAACUCGGUUGUUUGUGGAUAGUCCCGAUUGGCGAUUGAGUCAAGAGUGGAUCAGCGUAGAGGUACCUUGGAGAUCCGAGUUUGAACAGAAGUUCACUAUAACGCUCAAGAAGGAAUCACCAAUAGUUUUGGUUAUGAGUCAACUCGAUGGCAGGUAUUUUAUUGGUUUACAUGGUCAAUAUCACUUCAGAUUGCAGUUUCGAGUUCAUGAGAUAAAUUCACCAGGCGAAGAAGAUUACAUCAUCCGAAGCCAUGGGAAUUAUCUUAUGAGCAGAAGUGUGGUCGCUGAGUUGAAAAGUCUCUCUGCCGGAACAUACACAGUAUACAUGAUGGUCAUAGCAGAAAGGGAUAAAGGUCUACAGAGUGUUGAAGAUGUCUUGAAAGAUGAAUUAAGUCGAAGGGAAGAUAAUGAGAAAUUGGUUCAAGUUGGGAUUUCUUACGAUUUGGCUCACCAGAAAGGAUUAUCUCAUAUGGAUGCAAGAAUCAAAUUCAGAAAGGCUCAAGAUAAAGCAAAGGCCCGGGAGUCGAGGAUUGCUAAACGCAAAGUUCUUUGGGAGAAAAGACACAGUGCGCGGGAGAUAGUAAGGAAGCAAAAGAAGAAGAAUCAGGAGAAGCGUGAAAGUAAAUCAGCAAAAGAUGCCGAGUGGGCAAAGGAACAAGAAGAACGUGAGCCAAAGGACCAAGGUGUUCAAACGGAGGAUAUUCCAGAAGUUCAAAUCGAGAAACAAGACAAAUCAAUACAAACUGAAGAUCCUAAUGAGGAGUCGAUAAGCACUACAAUUGAUACGCAACCUAUGAAUGAAAGGGACAAGGCAGUCCAGACAGAAGACUUUACACCAUCUUCUAAUGAGUCUCAGACAACUCCUGUAACUCCAAAAAGUAAUGGUUCAUCUCCACGUUCACCGUAUACGAUGAUUCCGGGAUCUGGUACCAAUCGCCGCGAAUCACUACCUCCACCUUCAAGCUUUGUUAAUCUUCGUAGACAUUCGAGUCGUCCACCGAGCUAUGGUCGAGGUCCUCCUCCCCCAAGACCAGGUCCAUAUGUUACUUCGGAGGGGGAAUCAAGUGCAAGUCCUCUUUCAGAUUAUGAUAUGUAUAGUGACGAUGAUCCGACCCUUAAGCCACGAAAUCAGCCAAACAAGCCAAAACCACCAAAGGAAAGAGAGGUUGAUGAAGAUGAACCAGAGCCAUGGAAUGCGGUGUGUAUUAUUGGCUUCAGGGUGUAUAGUAAGGAUGAAGGCUUAUUGCUUAAUGUUUGCGAGGAGGGUGUGGGGGAAGAAGGGAGUCAAGAGACUGAGUUGAAAGGGGAGAAUGAAGCUGGGAUCGAUGGUGAUGUGGAAGAUGCCGAAGAUGAAAAGAACACUGAGAAGAAGGGGAGAAAUGAGAGAGAUAGUAAAUUGAAAGAUACUGCAACAGGAGACGACUCAACACCUUCCGAUAUCGCAACCAAAAUCGAACCUGAUAAAGACUUGAAUAUCGCUAGCUCCGAUUCCCACAGCGUGGUUACUGAAACCUCUUCGUCAGUCGACGGUGACCAUAAAGAAAUUCUUGCCGAGAAGCAACCCCAAGUAGUCACUAAGAACUUAGAAAUUAAGACAGACGACGACGCUCAGCAGAAGUCAGGUCUGGUGACCUCGGAGGCUACGCUAGAUGACGUUGUGAAGGAAUCAGUUCCUCAAUUCGGCAUUGCAACAUCAAGCGCUUCUUUGACUUGCAAUUAA
Botrytis fragariae is the source of this 3111-nucleotide messenger RNA. Its product is annotated as putative calpain family cysteine protease protein. NCBI's taxonomy places the organism in Eukaryota, Fungi, Ascomycota, Leotiomycetes, Helotiales, Sclerotiniaceae. Gene Ontology annotation, cellular component: cytoplasm. The transcript is spliced from 5 exons. Gene Ontology annotation, biological process: proteolysis. Gene Ontology annotation, molecular function: calcium-dependent cysteine-type endopeptidase activity. The coding region runs from base 1 to 3111 and encodes 1036 amino acids. The record is from RefSeq and is a predicted model, not a curated record.